Messenger RNA from Thunnus maccoyii (southern bluefin tuna), 1073 nucleotides. RefSeq names its product fucolectin-4-like. The coding region runs from base 1 to 948 and encodes 315 amino acids. The record is from RefSeq and is a predicted model, not a curated record. The transcript has 5 exons. NCBI's taxonomy places the organism in Eukaryota, Metazoa, Chordata, Actinopteri, Scombriformes, Scombridae.
AUGGAGCACGGUUCAGUUCUGCUGUUGUUGCUCCUCCUGGGGACGUGCUCGGCUUCUGCCCAUCAAAAUUUGGCCUUACGUGGCAAAGCAACUCAGUCACGCCGCGUCCAGGGAGCUCCUUACUAUGCUUAUGGGGCUGCUGACAACGCCAUUGAUGGAAACCGUGACGGUGAUUUCACGUCCGGUUCAUGCAGCCACACUGAUCAACAGACCAACCCCUGGUGGAGGGUGGACCUGAUGGACUCUUAUGUGAUCACCUCUGUCGUCGUCACCAACAGAGUAGACUGCUGUGUAGACAGGAUCAAUGGGGCAGAGAUUCACAUCGGCAACGUCAAGGACAAUGUUACUGCAAACCAAGUGGUUGGUGUAAUUCCUAGUAUCCCAGCAGGAGUGUCUUAUACAGUGAAUGUUACAGAAAACGUGGAGGGACGUUAUGUGACUGUGGUUUUACCUGGUCCAAAAAGGAUGCUCACACUCUGUGAAGUGGAAGUCUACGGGUACCGUGCCCCAACUGGAGAGAACCUGGCACUCCAAGGAACAGCCACACAGUCAUCACUGUUUACACAUCUUGGCAAUGCAUAUCAUGCUAUUGAUGGGAAUCGUGCCAGCAACUGGAACAGGGCCUCUUGCUCUAGCACUAUCGAUGAAUACCGUCCUUGGUGGCGUCUGGACCUGCACAAUACCUAUAAAGUGUUUACUGUUAAGAUAACCAACAGAGAUGCACACGCAUCACGACUCAAUGGAGCUGAGAUCCGCAUUGGAGAUUCUCUUGCAAGCAAUGGCAACAACAAUCCCAGGUGUGCUGUGAUCUCACGCAUCCCUGCAGGUUCUACCCAAUCGUUCCAGUGUAACGGGAUGGACGGUCGCUAUGUUAACAUAGUCAUUCCUCGAAGAAAGGAGCUCCUGUCCCUGUGUGAGGUGGAGGUGUAUGGCUCUCGACAGGAUUAGAUCUGACAAGGUUCAAAAUGUAUUACAAUGACAAUUUACAUAGCCCGUACUUAGCUGAUGCUUUUUUUUUUUUUUUUAUUCUGGUUAAAAUCAUAGUUUAAGUUUCACUUAUGACAUUGACAUCA